AGUAAAACGCGACGGUAGGUUUUUUUUUAUUAUCAGUGAUCAGUGGUGAAAAGCAAAAGCUUCGAGCAAUCGACAAUGGCGUCUCAUCGCUUCACUUUGGUAGCUCUUCUCUUCAUCGAAAUUUUCUCUUCCGCUUCUCAGAUUUACGCAGGGAGCGCGAUCCGUGGAAGGAUCGAGCUUCACUUCUCGCCGUUCGCCUCAGCUCUUGAGACGUUGCAGAAGCAAAUUGGCUACAAUUUCUCCAACACCAAUCUUCUUCGCCGUGCCAUGACUCAUGCUUCCUACUCGGAAGAAAACAACAAAGCUCUGAGCAUCUUGGGAACCCAUAUCAUUGAAACCUCAGUCUCUCUACAUUUCCUCACAAAAGACAUUGAUGUGUCAUCGAAAGAGCUGAACCGUCUGAUAUCAGAGGUUUCAAACGUGAAUUCAUCGUGUGCCCUUGACGGGAAGCGGCUAGGUUUGCAAAAGAUCAUCAGGGUUUCUCACAAGACAGACGCGUCAAACUCUGUCAUCAUCUGUGGCGCCUUUCGGGCAAUCUUUGGAGCUAUUGCUACUGACGCCGAAAUGGUUGAUGAUGCCAUCAAGGUUUUCUGGAAGGUUCAUGGUGGCCAGACUGGGAAAGUAGUUUCCGCGUAAGUUUGAAGCUCUCAUCCUGGAUUUUCGGUUUGUUAAUUUUGCUGAAUGCAUGCAAGAGUGUCUUCUUCUUUAAGGACUAGAUAUCGGUUUGUUGCUAAAAGAAAAACAAAGAGCUUUGUUAAUGUAAAUUAGAAGAUGAUCCACGAUGUUGUUUCCUCGAUUCAAUUUGGUCCUGAGUCCUGAUGCAUGUGUUUUUGCUUGGUUGAUGAUGCGAGUUCAUUUCGUCA
Messenger RNA from Tarenaya hassleriana, 863 nucleotides. RefSeq names its product protein NUCLEAR FUSION DEFECTIVE 2. The transcript is spliced from 3 exons. The coding region runs from base 76 to 636 and encodes 186 amino acids. The record is from RefSeq and is a predicted model, not a curated record. Gene Ontology annotation, biological process: rRNA processing; regulation of gene expression. Gene Ontology annotation, molecular function: double-stranded RNA binding; ribonuclease III activity. Gene Ontology annotation, cellular component: nucleus. Lineage: Eukaryota; Viridiplantae; Streptophyta; Magnoliopsida; Brassicales; Cleomaceae.